GUGGUCGGAAUCUUCUUUCCCCUCCUUCCCCUACCCCUUCCCUUCCCAGGAAAGGCUGAGAUCCGGCACCGGCGCCGUCCCGUGGCCGCUGCGGCUUCAGCUCCCACCAGGCCAGGAGUGCUGCUGAUUGUGACAUCACGUCCAUCCCCUUGGCAAUGGAGCUUAUCACUAGGAAGGAAGACCCAGUCGGAGAGUAGCCAACAAGAUGGGUUGCGGGGAGCAUCUCCUGAGUGGCACUGAGUGGAGGCAUCAGGGGGUUGGAGCCUUGUGAACAGGGAGCCUGCCCCCCAACACUCGGAAGGACCUGGGUUUCAGUGAUGAGACAUGGGGUAUGAUGUAACCCGUUUCCAGGGGGAUGUUGACGAAGACCUUAUCUGCCCUAUUUGCAGUGGAGUCUUGGAGGAGCCAGUACAGGCACCUCAUUGUGAGCAUGCUUUCUGCAACGCCUGCAUCACUCAGUGGUUCUCUCAGCAACAGACGUGUCCGGUGGACCGUAGCGUUGUGACGGUUGCCCACCUGCGCCCAGUACCUCGGAUCAUGCGGAACAUGUUGUCAAAGCUGCAGAUUGCCUGCGACAACGCUGUGUUUGGCUGCAGUGCUGUUGUUCGGCUUGACAACCUCAUGUCUCACCUCAGCGACUGUGAGCACAACCCCAAGCGGCCUGUGACCUGUGAACAGGGCUGUGGCCUGGAGAUGCCCAAAGAUGAGCUGCCAAACCACAAUUGCAUUAAGCACCUGCGCUCAGUGGUACAGCAGCAGCAGACACGCAUCGCAGAGCUGGAGAAGACAUCGGCUGAACACAAACACCAGCUGGCGGAGCAGAAGCGAGACAUCCAGCUGCUAAAGGCAUACAUGCGUGCAAUCCGCAGUGUCAACCCCAACCUUCAGAACCUGGAGGAGACAAUUGAAUACAACGAGAUCCUAGAGUGGGUGAACUCCCUUCAGCCAGCAAGAGUGACCCGCUGGGGAGGGAUGAUCUCAACCCCAGACGCUGUGCUCCAGGCUGUAAUCAAGCGCUCCCUGGUGGAGAGUGGCUGUCCUGCUUCUAUUGUCAACGAGCUGAUUGAAAAUGCCCACGAGCGUAGCUGGCCCCAGGGUCUGGCCACACUAGAGACAAGACAGAUGAAUCGGCGCUACUAUGAGAACUACGUGGCCAAACGCAUCCCUGGCAAGCAGGCUGUUGUCGUGAUGGCCUGUGAAAACCAGCAUAUGGGUGAUGACAUGGUGCAAGAACCAGGGCUUGUCAUGAUAUUUGCCCAUGGAGUGGAGGAGAUAUAGGAGAACUUGAUGGGCUAUCAGGAAGAGAUGGAAAUCAGAAAAUCCUGUCUCUCCAGCAGCUGGGCCCUGAGUCCUCCCCACUGUCCUUAAUACUGCGGCUUAUGUUUGAGCCAUACAUCUCCCUGCUUUUCUGGCACUGAGGGGCCCUCGGGCACUUUGCUCAACCUUUCAGGUGGGAAACCCAGAUUUCCUCCUUUUGCCAUAUUUCUUCCCCUAAAAUGUCUGUAAAUUCUCAGUCUUGGGGGGGAAAUCUCCACCUCUGUCCAUUUUCCUGCCUAAUCUCUGGUUCUAGAUAUAUUCAGAAAGCACAAAGAGAUUCAUUUUCCCUAGAGGAUCAGGGUGGAGUAAGGAAUCUAAUCAUCCCUUUCUUCCAAAACCAGGGAAUCAGAGUAGGCAGGUCUGUUGACUCUAAGCAGUAUUUAGAGGGCAGUUCUGGGGAACAGACAUCCUAAAGAAAGGUAAGGGUGGAACCAACCCUAGAAAUAGUGAGGCCUGUAAUUGGCCAUCACUGAUGGCCCUUAGGAGAAGACUGGACCUCUGUGCCAAGCAAUAUCCCUGUUCAGCCCACCUUAAAGGUGCAGGCUCCCACUGGGCCUGCAGGUAUGCAGGUUGGGAUGCCGAAAAUUUCCAGAUUUCUUCUUUCCUACACUUUUCAUAAUUAGGGAAUGACAGGGUUGGGGUUAGGGGUUAGUCUGUUUGGGUUUCUGUGUUCAGCAAAAAGCUGCUCUCUGGCUUUUGCUGAAGUAGGGUAGGUACUGCCUCUUGUGGCAUGGGCUGUAAUAGUUCCAUAGACCCCUCUCCAGCCCUGUGAUUGUAGUUAGUUAUUUUGAUAAUUUCCCUUGGCCAUUGUUUGUUUAUAUUUCACAAACCCUACCCUCUCUCCACUUUUUUUGUUGUUUUUUUUAAGAAUGGCCUGGUAUGGCUAUCCCACUUUCUAGCCCAGCCACACUGUUGGCAAUUUAAUUUAUUUACUUUUUUUUUAAGAAAGAAAAAAAGAAAAAAAAAUCAACAAAACUUAAAACUUUUCUUUUGCUGUUUCUAUUGUGGGGAUUCUGGAUAGGGUGGGACAGGGAUGGGGUCUGUUUUAUAUUUCUCGUUUUCAGCACAACCUUUGGCUUUAAUAUAGGAAGAGCCAAGGGAGUCCUUGGCUGAACUUACGAGUCUGUCCCAACCCUCCAAAACCCCAUCUGAAAUGAGGAGCUUCCUCUACUCCCUUGAUAGAUGUGACAGUCCAGCAUCAAUGCCUGUGCCCUUGGGAAAACUUGCUCCUACUCCUUCCAGGGUCUCAUCAUAAAACUCUGGAGUUAGAGUAUUAAUUUUGAAGGUACUCCCCUCAACCCCCACCAUGCCAUACACACACACAAGCUUCCUUGGAGCUAUAUAGCUGGGUUCUAAGCUUCACCAGGCAAAUGAGAUAUAAAUUAUAUUACUGUGUCUCUAAGUACAGGCUGUGCUGUGCCUCAUCCACACCCCACUAAGGACUUCAGCUCCAUUUCAGGCUACCUGGGGCAUUCCUUGAUUCCUAGGAUGGUUGGCAGAGUGAGAAGGGGAAGGAUAGUAGGUGUGAUUACUUUAAUAUGCAGGUGGGAUUGGGGUUGGAGAGAGAUAGAAAGGCUCCUCUCCACCAUAUAAUGGCUCCUUUUCUUUUUGGAGUUUUUUUCCAGGCCAGCUUGCUGUAGGUCUGGGUAGUUGGGUCAUGGCUCCAUUGGGAUUGGGGUGGAGGGAUGCAGCUUGAGGGGAGUAGGGAACAGUCAUAUGUUCCAGCUCCAGGACAUUGUGCUCAGGAAUUUGAAAACGCUGCUAUACUUAGUGUGGUUACUACAUUUCUUCCACUCCCCUUUGCCCCUGCCUGCCUUAUCAAGGCCCAUAGUCUCCUGUCCUCACCCUCAGAUGGAGCCAGGAAGCCCAGUUAAGGCUUUCCUACCCUUUGCACUAGUGUCUGCAGGUUGCUGGUUGUGUUGUAUGUGCUGUUCCACAGUGUUGACUGUACUAUUAAUAAACCUUUUACUCAACUCU
This is a messenger RNA of Propithecus coquereli (Coquerel's sifaka), 3294 nucleotides long. It is a transcript of the gene RNF41, whose product is annotated as ring finger protein 41, E3 ubiquitin protein ligase. Gene Ontology annotation, molecular function: ubiquitin protein ligase activity; zinc ion binding. The coding region runs from base 325 to 1278 and encodes 317 amino acids. NCBI's taxonomy places the organism in Eukaryota, Metazoa, Chordata, Mammalia, Primates, Indriidae. Gene Ontology annotation, cellular component: plasma membrane signaling receptor complex. Gene Ontology annotation, biological process: regulation of canonical NF-kappaB signal transduction; protein K63-linked ubiquitination; tumor necrosis factor-mediated signaling pathway. The transcript has 7 exons. The record is from RefSeq and is a predicted model, not a curated record.